GCGUGCGUCGUACGACACCGUUGCCCCGUACGUAAAUACCACGCGCGCGCUAAGCGUCGCGACGCCAGCCGAGAGUGUGCAUAAGCUAGCGCGAAACUUGCGAAAUGUUCGCGUUUACUGUGAGUCGCAAUCGGCCGCGAUCGAUGCAAUUUACUUUUGUGCCGCGCUGAACAAAUAAACAUCGGACAUACGAACGAUCGCUCGUUGGUAAUUAACGCAAUAGUAAAGGUUUUCAAAUGUGCGCGCAAAAUUUUAGUCCAGUUGUGCUGGGUUAAGUAGCGCAGAGUACUAAAGUGUUUUGGAUAGCUGUUGCGCUUGGUGCGCUACGUGUUGCGCGUCGCUGCGAGCUUCUAGAUGUUUUCUACAGGCGACGGAAAGUAGAAGAAAAGAAAAAAACGGAACAACAAGAGACGAGCACAACGGCACGUAGUCAGUGAUCGCGACAGCAAUCUACAGCUGUAAUAAUACUACGUUAUCGAGAGAUUUUUUAUGCUUGCAGACUGAUUGUGUGGAUUCACGAUGCCGGCGAGAAAAGGUCUGCUUGCUCCGCAGAACACGUUUUUGGACACAAUUGCAACGCGAUUCGAUGGCACACACAGCAACUUUGUAUUGGGAAACGCACAAGUGUCGACCAUUUAUCCGAUCGUCUAUUGUUCUGAUGGCUUCUGUGAACUUACCGGGUAUACGCGGGCGCAAAUCAUGCAGAAGGGCUGCGCCUGCAAGUUCCUUCACGGUCCGGAAACAACUGACGAGCACAAAGGGCAAAUCGACAAGGCCCUCGAGUCCAAGAACGAGCUGAAACUAGAAGUGAUUUUUUACAAAAAAGAUGGAACGCCGUUUUGGUGCCUGUUGGAUAUUGUCCCCAUCAAAAACGAAAAGCGUGAGGUGGUGUUAUUUCUCGCAUCGCAUAAGGACAUUACCAAUACUAAGAUGGCGUCGAUGUCCGACAGUGAACUCUAUGACAGCGCGGCGGUACUCGGGGCUCGGUUCCGAAGUGCUGACUCUUGCCUCCUUGCAGACGCCAACGGCAAUGUUGACCCUGAAGCACCGCCGGCGAAUUACGGCCGACGACGGAGUCGCGCCGUUCUAUACCAGCUCUCCGGUCAUUAUAAACAGGACAAGAUUAAAACCAAACUCAAAUUGAAUAAUAAUUUGCUCAGUUCCACACCAGCUCCUUUACCAGAAUACAAAACGGCAGCAAUUAAGAAGAGUCGCUUAAUCAUUUCGCACUACGGUAUGUUCAAGAGUUGUUGGGAUUGGCUGAUUCUGAUCGCAACGUUCUACGUCGCCGUUGUGGUGCCCUACAACGCCAGCUUUGGUGGCGAGAGAUCCUACGUUCCGAUCGACGUCGCUGUGGAGACGCUUUUCUUCAUGGAUAUCAUUCUCAACUUCCGCACAACAUACGUGAAUCGCAAGGGUGAGGUGGUUUCACAUUGGAAAACGAUAUCGUUAAACUAUCUCCGCACGUGGUUUAUUGUCGAUGUGCUAGCUGCGCUGCCGUUUGAUUUCCUGUAUCCGAUUUAUGGAGGACUGACGCAGAACAACAACCACAUCCACUUAAUUAAAUUAACACGAUUAUUACGCUUAGCUAGGUUAUUACAAAAGAUGGAUAGAUAUUUUCAGUACAGCGCAAUGAUUUUAACUCUAUUGAUGUUGUUCUUCACAUUGGUGGCGCACUGGUUGGCGUGCAUUUGGUACGUGAUUGCGGACAACGAGAAAAAUAAACAUGAUAAACGUUGGGAUUUAGGUUGGAUUCAUAAUUUAGCAGAGAAAUUAGAAAUACCAAUAAGCAAUAUUUCGAAUACGGACGCGUAUGUUACCGCUUUAUAUUUUACAUGUUCGAGUCUGACGAGCGUUGGUUUUGGCAACGUAAGCGCCAAUACAACCAGCGAGAAGGUUUUCAGCAUUUGUAUAAUGCUAAUUGGAGCUCUAAUGCACGCGGUGGUCUUCGGCAAUGUGACAGCAAUCAUCCAGAGGAUGUACUCGAGACGCUCGCUCUACCAUACAAAGUGGAGAGAUCUGAAGGACUUUCUAACUUUGCAUCAGAUACCGAAAGAGCUGAAACACCGCAUGCAGGAUUACUUUCAGACUAUGUGGUCCUUGAAUCACGGCAUAGACAUUCACGAGACAUUAAAAGAGUUUCCCGAGGAGUUACGCGGCGACGUCUCCAUGCACCUACACCGUGAGAUUCUCAACCUGCCAAUCUUCGAAGCAGCGUCGCAAGGAUGUCUCAAGCUACUCUCGCUGCACAUCCGAGCGAAUUUCUGUGCCCCAGGGGAAUAUCUCAUACAUCGUGGUGAUGCACUCUCCUCCAUCUAUUACAUCUGCAACGGUUCCAUGGAAGUUGUCCAGAAUGAUAUGGUGGUUGCAAUUCUGGGAAAAGGCGAUUUAGUCGGGAGCGACAUCAACUUUCAUCUGCAGUACACGUCUAAUGGGCCAUCGAGCGGUGGAGGCACAGGUGGCAACAAUGACGUUAUCAUCAAGUCGUCGAGUGAAGUGCGCGCGUUAACGUACUGCGACCUAAAGUGUAUUCACAUUCAUGGUCUUCUCGACGUGCUACGUUUAUAUCCGGAAUUUCAACAGCAGUUUGCUAACGACAUUCAGCACGACUUGACCUUUAACGUACGCGAGGGAUACGAAGCUGAGCAGGAAUCAGAUGCAAAUGGUAUGCCAUCUUUAACGCUGCCCUCGAUAAGUGAAGAUGAUGAAAACGCGCAGGAAGGUGAAACGACGCCGCUUUCUCCAAACAGAUCACCCAUGCAUGCCAUCACCAACAGUCCUCGGCACGCUAAAUUCAAUUUGAAGCUGCAGGAGUUUCACGAAAAUUCGGUUUGUGCUCGUCCCCGGUUGGGAGGCAUAGCAACCACUAAUUUGGCGCUUUUGCGUGAACGCGUUGAUCGGCAGCGCAGCGUCACCCAGUUUAAACGUACCAGCUCCCUGGAGGAGAUUAAUAACGCCUCGGAAAGCCAACCAGCCGCUGAUGUUGAAACCGCUCCUUUACCCAACAGCACUGAUCGACUGGACUCACAAAUUAGCAGUUUACAUCAUGACGUUGCGACGCUCAGUAUCGAUGUGCGAAAUGCUAUCCAAGCACUACAAGAAAUGGCAGCGCCUGGAGUGUCACAAUCUCAGUAUUCAGUUCAUUCAAUCCCCAACAUUCCGCGCGUUGGUUAUAAUACGGGCACGCUAGCGCGGAGUACAUCCCAGCCGCCGGAAGUGUUUUAUUGGGAGGAUCCUAAUUCCGGCACACAUCAUUCGCACAUGCCUUGUCUGAUACCCACUUGCCAUCAGGAAACACAAACCGACCAGGCUGCCGUGGACGCUAUGCAGGAGUACGUCCUGAAGAACUCACGUAAAGUUCUACUUAUGCUCGGUUUAGAUCCAGAUCGCGUGGCGGAAAUCUUAUAUUUGAAAUCGUCCAAUAUGCGUAAAAGCUACAGCAUUCCGGAUUCUAGUAGGCGAAUCAAUCUAUGCACAACACAGAAUAGCAUCACUCACAGAAAUGUCAAGCGAGAUAUUACGACAGGAACGGAUGUUAUCCGGAGGGACAUACAAAGGCCGUUCGUUGUGGAUGCUUACAAAGGGGAUGUGCAGGUGGAUGUGGAUUUGCUCAAUUCGCGGAAUGCUGUAUAUAAAACUAACGGCAGCGGAGGGUAAAGCUCUGUACUGUUACGUUUUUUGUGAUAUAAAUAGAUUUCACAACGUAAAUUGAACGACAUGGUGGUGAAGUGCUUUUCUCAAAACAUGGGUUCAACUUCAGUGAAAAUUAGUGAUUGUCAUAACUCUUAUUAGGUAUAACAAAUGGUGCUGACCGGUAGCAAAUCCAGUCAUUGGUUGUUAUUCAUUUCGACAAAAUAGACAACAUAGAAUUCUAAAUUUUGUCCUUGACUAUCAAAAUGUAUGCCAUUCUAACUGUCAAUUCAAUUAUGUAAUGUCUUGAUGGUCGGGGAUGAAUAUUUGUUUUUAUUUUUCAAAAUAUGCAUAUAUUAGCAUAAGAAGAGUAGAAGCACAUGACGAAUAUAACAUAUCUGCGUUUUAUUUCUUUGAACUAAAGCAUUUCAUGGCGAUUUGUGAUUAUCGAUUUAACAACACUUCAAACUUUUCAUGUAUUUGCCAAAUUAUCAACUAAUAGACUCCUACAUAUCUCAGGAUAUAUGCAUUUUAGGGAAAAACUUAUGAUUUGAAAAAUUGUAUUAUUUUGCUUUUAAAUGUGACAUUGGUUUAAACUUUGUAUGUGAAAAAUUACUAUAAUUUAUUUGCCAUGAUAAAAUAAUAUUUGGCGGUUAUUUGUGAGUCAAUAAUAACUAAUAAGUCGCUACUGGACCACUUCAACUUAGAACUCCUAGAUAAUAGAAUAAUUGGACAACGUCAUUCAGUCAAUCAAUGUAAAAUUAUGCGCCAACUGCGCGAAAAAUAUAUGUAGGUAUUGCAAGCGUUGACUGGGAAACUUUAGUCAACGUUUCUAACUUCGAUCAUUAUUUUCGCCUUCUAAGUUUGUAAGAUGUCAUUACGCUAAUAUUAUUCCAACGAAUGAUUAUGUGUUUAUAUGCAUUUCAUUUACUGUGAUUUGUUGUGGAAGAAGUUUGCACGCACAAUUACCGACUUUAAAAAUUCUAAAAAUCAUCUUUCAGAACAACUUUUUUCCUAAAAUGUAUAGUUCUAUCUUAGUGCGACAAAUAUUUUCAAAACAUGUUCUAUGCCUAUAUUUAGUAUAUAAAUAAAAAAAAAAAUAAUUUCUAAAUACAA
Molecule: messenger RNA, 4746 nt
Organism: Dalotia coriaria
Lineage: Eukaryota; Metazoa; Arthropoda; Insecta; Coleoptera; Staphylinidae
Product: potassium voltage-gated channel subfamily H member 8-like
Exons: 15
Coding region: 520-3657 (1045 amino acids)
Biological process (GO): regulation of membrane potential; potassium ion transmembrane transport
Cellular component (GO): plasma membrane
Molecular function (GO): voltage-gated potassium channel activity
Source: RefSeq, a predicted model, not a curated record